AAUCCGGACUACAAAGUGAUUAAAUGUAAUUUCUGUGAGAAAGAGUUCCGGUCGAAGACAUUGAACGCAUUCCAGUCGCGCCUCCAUAUCGUCGAGUCGUGCGAUAAGUGUCCGCAAGAGAUCCGCGAUCUCGAGAACAUAUGGCGCCAAAAGUCCAAAGUAGACAUUUGGCGACACUUUUCAGUGACCAACACCGGACCCACCGGUUUCACGGCCUCGUGUUUGUAUUGCGGUCACCGCUAUUCACACAAAAAUGCCACAAAAGGCCGCAAACACAUUGUCUUCCUCUGCAAACAAAUACCAGCGAACAUUAGAGAGCAGAUCCGCGGCGAAUGCACUCAAUAUUAUCUCAUGAAUUGCCAGACGUCGGACUCUAAGGUCAAUAUGUUUACAAAGAAUGAGCCCAAAGAGGCAUCCAAUUUGCCGCUAUUGUGGCCACCAAUACAUGCAGAGGAAUGCCUUGAGCCCAAAGAGGUGACUGCCGUCAAACCAACGUCCAAACGCAACGUUUGGAUUCAUUUUGAUAUGACCGACAAAAGGCAUCCAAUUUGCCGCUAUUGUGGCCACCAAUACAUGCAGAGGAAUGCCACUAAAUGUCGCCGACAUUUGAUCGCCAACUGCACCGGUAUUUCAGUGGAAACGAAAAACGCGAUUUUUGACGAGUUUUAUGACAAACCUAUCGAUAAUCAAAAGACAGAGGAAGAAGAAGACAAGGAAGACGUUGAAGAAGAUGAAGAAAAAGUAGAGGAUAUGGCUAUUGAUCCGGAAGAUAGUUUAUUGGGCGCUGACGUUGAAGUGGUUGCGUCGCCGUCGGUUCCCGCUGUCACUCAAACGGGAUUCGUUCGGCACAAGUCUCGCAUAAAUAUUUGGCAACAUUUUGAUUUGACGGUCAGUUCGCGACCCAUAUGUCUGUACUGUCGUCACCAAUAUCUGCAGCGAAACGCCACCAAAUCUCGCAAACAUUUGGUCUUCAGCUGCACUGGUAUUCCCGAAGACAUCAAACAAGAGAUCAGAAGUCAGUGCGACGAGAGAUUCCUGCGACUCUACGCGGGAGUCAAACACAUGACGGCCGCCAGCGAUGACAGUCUGGCCGACGAUUAUGUGUUCACCGGUGGACUCAUUUUGCCGACGAAAAUA
Molecule: messenger RNA, 1137 nt
Organism: Medioppia subpectinata
Lineage: Eukaryota; Metazoa; Arthropoda; Arachnida; Sarcoptiformes; Oppiidae
Source: the annotation of a GenBank genome assembly